AUGGGACCCAAAAACGUGUCUGAGGUCUCUGAAUUCCUCCUUCUGCAAGUGACCGGGGACCCAGAGUUCCAGCCUUUUGUCUUCUUCCUCUUCCUGGCCAUCUACCUGGUCACGCUCCUAGGCAACUUCCUCAUCAUCGUGGUGGUCAUCGCUGACCGCCGCCUCCACCACCCCAUGUACUUCUUCCUCUCCAACCUGUCCCUGGCGGACAUCUGCAUCAGCACCACCACCCUCCCCAAGAUGCUGGUGGACCUCCAGGCAGAGACCCAGGCCAUCAGCUACGUGGGAUGCCUCACGCAGCUCUAUUUCAUCCUGGUGUUUGCCAGCCUGGAGAGCUUUCUCCUGUCCGGGAUGGCCUACGACCGUUACGUGGCCAUCUGCCACCCGCUGCGGUACCCAGUCAUCAUGAACGCCGGCUUCUGCCUCCUGCUCCUCCUUUGCUCCCUGCUCCUGAGUCUGGGGGAUGCCUUGCUCCACAGCCUCAUGGUGCUGCCACUGACCUUCUGUGCCACUCCCCAUGUCCCCCUUUUCUUCUGUGAGGUGGUCCAGGUCAUCCGGUUGGCCUGCUCGGACACGCUCCUCAACAAUGUCCUCAUCUAUGCGGCCAUGAGCCUCCUGGGGGGCAUUCCUGUCUGCGGCAUCCUUUUCUCUUACGCGCGGAUCGUCACCUCUGUCCUGAGGACCCCCUCGGCCGGCGGCAGGGCCAAAGCGUUUUCCACAUGCAGCUCCCACCUCUCGGUCGUGUGCUUGUUCUAUGGGACGGGCUUCGGGGUGUACAUUAGCUCGGCGCUGACCAGCUCUUCCCGGAGCACUGCUGUGGCUUCCGUGGUGUACACGGUGGUCCCCCAGAUGCUGAACCCCUUCAUCUACAGCCUGAGAAAUAAGGACGUGAUGGGGGCGCUGCGGCAGUUGAGUCGGAAGAUACUGUUGGUUUCUCGGGACUACGCUUAA
Molecule: messenger RNA, 951 nt
Organism: Sorex araneus (European shrew)
Lineage: Eukaryota; Metazoa; Chordata; Mammalia; Eulipotyphla; Soricidae
Product: olfactory receptor 7G1-like
Exons: 1
Coding region: 1-951 (316 amino acids)
Biological process (GO): G protein-coupled receptor signaling pathway
Cellular component (GO): membrane
Molecular function (GO): G protein-coupled receptor activity; olfactory receptor activity
Source: RefSeq, a predicted model, not a curated record